Drosophila novamexicana is the source of this 3587-nucleotide messenger RNA. It is a transcript of the gene Orp8, whose product is annotated as oxysterol-binding protein-related protein 8. Gene Ontology annotation, molecular function: cholesterol binding. Bases 171 to 2993 code for a protein of 940 amino acids. The transcript is spliced from 9 exons. Gene Ontology annotation, cellular component: intracellular membrane-bounded organelle; membrane; cytosol. NCBI's taxonomy places the organism in Eukaryota, Metazoa, Arthropoda, Insecta, Diptera, Drosophilidae. The record is from RefSeq and is a predicted model, not a curated record.
ACCUAAACAAAAUCAAUAAUUGGCCGUGCCUGCGUGUUUGUGUGCGUGCGUAUGUGUGUGAGUGUGUCAAACCUUGCACGCUGGACACUGAAGCAAAUGCCAUGCUGAUUAAGCAAUAAGUGAAGAAGAAGCAAAGCACAAAUAUCAACAACACAACUCGAUAAGACAAAAUGCAGCAGCAGCAACAACAGCAAGCAGCUAGCGUUGCCAAUUCAACGAUCGUCAACUCAGCUGUCGGCCUGACUCCUCCCGCUCCCGCUCCCGCUCUGUCGAACAGCAGCACACCCAUUCGCAUAGGCAGCGCCAAGCAUGCGGGCGGCGGCGAUUCGCUGCUGCCGCCAGUGGGCAACACCGCCUCCCACUCGGUGCCCGGCACCCCACAGCAGCAGACGCCACAGGCGAGCAGCGUGCCCACGGCAAGCGGCAGCCAUUUGCACCUGCAGACAGCCGGUGCCCUCUCGAUGGCCGCCUCCAAUCAAUCACUGGGCGUCAACGUCGGCGUCGGCGCUGGCGCCGGCAGCAACAUCAGUGGCAUUAACAUAACGCCACCAAACAGCGCCGGGCUCAGGCAGUCAUCAGGAAUCGCCAAUUGGGCCUCAGAUAAUCGCGAUGGCAAUCCAACAGAUAAGUCAGCUGCAGAUGCGGCCAAGCUCAAUCGCAAGGAGUCGUACAAGGCGCAGCGCAAGAACUACAGGCGCGAGAAGAAGCGCGUGGCCAGCGAACUGAUGAACUCUCUGCAGGAUCCGGCGGUUAUAGUACUAGCUGACUGGCUGAAGGUGCGCGGCACACUCAAGUCCUGGACGAAGCUGUGGUGCGUGCUGAAGCCGGGCCUAUUGCUCAUCUACAAGAGCCAAAAGACAAAAAGCAGCCAUUGGGUGGGCACAGUUAUGUUGACCUCUUGUCAGGUCAUUGAGCGACCCAGCAAAAAGGAUGGUUUCUGCUUUAAACUCUUUCAUCCCAUGGAGCAGUCCAUUUGGGCACCACGAGGACCAGACAAGGAGACAAUCGGCGCUGUGGUGCAACCACUGCCGACCGCUUAUCUGAUCUUCCGUGCCCCCAGUCAGGCGGCCGGCAAAUGCUGGAUGGAUGCACUCGAGCUGUCGCUGCGCUGCUCAGCUUUAUUGCUGCGCACCAACAGCAGCACCACGCCUUCCAGCAAUUAUACCGGCGAGCCGCUGCCCGUCUCGAACGAGACACAGUGGUCAGAAGCCGAUUACGAGAAGCAUUUCAACGAUCAUGAUCUGGACGCUGACAGCCAGAAUGAGGCGCCCAAUGCGGCCAUGUCUGGUCUCGAGUCUGAUUCAGAGUCAGAGGCGGCGCAGGAAGAUGAUCUUGACCAAGUACAAUGCGAGGAGACGUGCUAUGUCCCAUUCCAAGAAGAGGAAUUCGGUGAGCAAGGAGAACAGGUGGAGGAGCUGGCAGAGGAGAACAAGAGCCUCAUCUGGUGUAUCGUAAAACAGGUUCGACCCGGAAUGGAUCUUAGCAAGGUGGUGCUGCCAACAUUUAUACUCGAGCCGCGUUCGUUUCUGGACAAGCUCUCAGACUCUUAUUAUCAUGCUGAUUUGCUCUCCAGGGCUGUGCAUGAGGAUGAUGCAUUCACGCGCAUGAAGAUCAUUGUGCAAUGGUACCUGUCUGGAUUCUAUAAGAAACCCAAAGGCCUCAAAAAGCCAUAUAAUCCCAUAUUGGGCGAAACGUUUCGCUGCUAUUGGAAGCAUCCAAAUGGUUCUCGCACGUAUUACAUUGCCGAGCAAGUCUCUCACCAUCCGCCCGUUUCGGCCUUUUAUGUGACUAACCGCGAGGAUGGCUUUAGCAUCACCUGCUCCAUCUUGGCGAAAUCGAAGUUCUAUGGCAACAGCACAUCGGCUGUGCUGGAGGGCACGGCUACGAUGACGCUAUUGCCCCGCGGCGAAAUUUAUACAGCGACCACGCCCUACGCUCACUGCAAGGGUAUACUCAUGGGUACAUUGUCCAUGGAACUUGGCGGCAAGAUAAACAUCGAGUGCGAGAACACCGGUUACAAGACGGAGCUCGAAUUCAAACUGAAGCCAUUCCUCGGCGGCGCGGAUGCCACCAAUGUGGUCGUGGGCAAAAUUAAAUUGGGCAAAGAGACGCUGGCAACUAUACAAGGUCACUGGGAUAAAGAGUGUCGCCUCAAGGAUCUGAAAACAGGCGAGGAAAUUUUGCUCUUUAAGGCCGAUGCAGACAUGCGCUCGAAACGGCUCACCCGCUAUUUGGUGCCAUUGGAAAAACAACUGCCAACCGAGUCGGAACGCCUCUGGAGUCUCGUAUCCGAGGCUAUUGCGCGCGAAGAUCAAGUUGCUGCCACUGAAGAGAAAACCGUGCUUGAGGAAAGCCAGCGGGCGUCGGCCAAGGAACGUGCUGAAAACGAUAAGAAACAUAUUCCGACGCUUUUCGAGCUGAACGAUUACGGUCAAUGGAUAUACAAAUAUUCAGAUUUGCGGCCAUGGGACGUGCGUAAUGAUGUGCGCCAAUACGAAUGCGAUUACAAGGUGAUCACCGAGACUCGAAAUAAAACUGUUCCCGUUGUGCUCGGCGCCGACAAGUUGAUUCCUCUGCGUGCCGGUAUGAAUUUAGUCACUCGGUCCUUUAGACAUUUAACUAUUGUACCUUCCGCAGAGGGCUCCAAGGCGCCCAAGGCUAAAAACAAAUCCCUUGUGCUGGCCCCACGCGACACCAACUCGGAUUCAAGCCAAUCACCCCAAGGCGCCGUCAAGCGCGGCUCCAAUAGCGCCGCCAUCAAACAACUCACAAACGCCGUGGAACAGAUGAAUGCAACACUGCAGAGUCACACGAAACAGCUAAAUGACAUCACACGCCGACUCGAGCGUAUGCAGUAUGCACCGUCCUCUAGACACUCCAAUGUGCACGAGCUGAUUGGCGGCGGCGUUUCCUUAUCGACGGUGAUCAAGUCGCUAAUUUAUGCUCUAAUUGGGCUCAUGGUCAGCUUAAUUCUGCGUUGGCUAUUCAAAUAGUUCUAUUGGUUAAUCUGUAUACAUUUAAGUCAAAUUAUUGAGCUACAUAUAUUUAUAUAUAGUUUAUAUAUACAACCCAUAUUAUUCUAAAUCUAUAACCACGCCUCCUCUAUUGUACUAUAUUCUGUCCCACUCAGAAUGCCUUGGCAUCCAGCCAAAGAACCAGAUUCGCUGUUUUAGUGCGCGUCUAGAGUCAAUCACGAAUUAUAUUAGUCUAAAUUUAAACCCAUCUAAUAGCUAGUGCGGCCACAAUUGUUGAAAAUCUCGUAUCAUUCAGAUACGUUUAGACUAAUGCGUUUUAUAGAGAAUGGAGUUUAUCGCUGACACUAAAAAUCUAACCAAUUUCUGUAUCAAAACAAAUGCAUAUACAUAUAUACACACUAGUAUUCACAAAAUAAUAUAUAUAUUUAUAUAUAGAUCAUUUGAAGCAGCUGCUUGAGAGGCUUUCUCAUUGACAAGGACACCGUGCAACACUCAUAACCAUUUAGAAGUUAAAUGCUAAAUUGCUUGUAAUAAAUUUAGUGUAGUUUACACACACAACACACUUUUUUCAUUAAGCAAACACAAAUUGUACAACCUGGAGAACACUUUUGA